CCUCGGAACAGCUCGGCGGGCGCAGUCAUUAUUGCGCCAGUCUAACACCCGCCAGCGAUCUUCCUCGUCGCGGUCGUGCCGACUUUCCCGAACGAUUUCCGAGACCACUUCGCGGUACCAACGCAGCCAGCAAGGACGUGCGUACGAGGAGAGGAGAACGGCCUCGUGGCACGCCUCGUGGUCACCUCGCGGAGCGCGCUGACUAUCGCGUCAAGGUACCUCGGCGGAUACGAUGAGACUCUUCUCGGGGAACGAAGAAAAUGUGACGUGAGAGAUUGGCCUUCGGCGGGUCCUUCGGCGAGUGCGACACGCUCUGCGACGCAGUCAGUACGCGCGGGCGCGGGUCAUCCUGCAAAAUGACCGUCGCGAUGAGGAGGAGGUUGUUGUCGACGGCGGCGGUGUGCUGCUGGCUCCUGGUGGCGCUCGGUGUCGGCCAGGUCGCCGGACAAUUAUUGGACACGGAGUUCCAGCCGACGGUGACGGCGACGUGCAAGGGCGGUUACAUGACGAUUCGCGUCAAUCUCAAUCAGAGUUUCGUAGGCGCGAUCCAUGCUCGGGACCAUCGAACCCCGCAGUGCAUGGUAUCGGGCAAUGGCACGACACACGCCACUCUGGGCAUCAAUCUGUUCGCGUCGCAGGACAGUCCCGAGUAUUGCGGAGUUCUCGUGAACAACCACACGGAAGAACGUUCCAUUCCUAUCGCAGUUAGAAUACACAAAACGCUAGAGCUAGCAGAUGACAAGUUUUAUGUUAUUACAUGUGGAAAAGCGGGCUUCAAAAAUGCCAAAAAUGAAACUUCGCUGGUUUCCCUGCGCCUUUUGGACGAAGACGUCAGAGUACAAGAAGCUAUAUACGGUCACAAUUAUACGCUGCGUGCCGAGAUUUCACGCCCAGACGGAAUGUACGGGAUCCGUGUCAAGAACUGCUUUGCGUUCAACAAGCUCAAUUCCAGUGUGCAACUUUUAGAUGACAAAGGCUGUCCUGUGAAAGUGCGAAUGACGAAAUUCAUAUACGAUCGAAGUACCGGUAUAGCGGAUGCUACAUUGUUUUCAAUGUUCCGGUUUGCUGAUAGUUCAGAGGUGCAUUUCCAAUGUGACAUCGCCGUGUGCAGAGGAAGCUGUGGUACUCCCAUAUGCGAAGGAGAUAAAGAAGAAUUAAUAAAGGAUGUCUCCUCGACUAACGGACAAAGCGUUAGUAGUGAAGAAGGAGUGCUACUUGCUGGAACAAGUGUUUUUGUUCUUCAACCAGGGGAAAAACGAGUUGUACAAACAUUGUACGAUGACGGCACCGUGCAUCCGCUGUGGCUCCUGUGGCUGGCGGUGGCACUCGGGAUAUUAUUCCUCAUCAUGCUCAUUAUCAAUAUAUUCCUGUGUUCGGCGAUGACCUGUAGCUGCACCCGGACCGACAUUAUCGAGAAGGAGCCGUCAAUCAUUGAGGAUUACGAUCCGUACCGCAGCUGGCACGGUUCUCAAUACGGGUCGAGGUAUUCGUUAAAUGGAAAGCAAGGAUACGCCUCCGGGGGAUCAACCAUGAAUUCCACGAGAUCGAUAUCGACGAACAGCGAUCAUUAUGCGAUAGUGCAUUCCCGACCAGGAAGUAGAUACUCCGGUCCUGGACAAAAACAUCAUCAUCAUCACAGAGGACCGCCGUCCAAUAUCGGUUCACAUUAUUCCGGGAAGUGAUGUUCUCGUUAGCUUCAUUUAUCAAAAACUAGAACUCCAUCGUUUUCACAUUAACGUUACUCUAAACUUAAACACAAAUUUUAUAUAUAUAUGCAUCGCUAUGGCAUUACUUCAAUCGCACGAAUGACAGGCAUUCGGUUCAACCGUAAAACUGCUAGUGCAAUCUUAGGAGAAUUUCAAGUAUUAUAUAAGAAUUAGAAAAUAUUGAAUAUAAUGUCGAACGAUGUGUUAACAUUUUCUUGAUCACUAAUCAGGAAAUCAAUUAUAUUUACCGUACUUGAGCUAACAUACUUUGAAAAAACUAACUAAUAUCAAAAUAGCAGAAAUUAAUAAAGUGAGACGGGAUUAAAAAAGUGUCAACAGAUCAAGUUUGAUAUUAUAUAAUGAUUGUUAAUUUAUCUUUUAUGACGAAAAUUUUGCAGCGAAUGACGGAAUUUGUAUAAUGUCGAUUGAAUAUUAUAUAUGUUUUAUUAUGUUUUUCUUACGGAGAUCUUUUUAUACUCUUGCACUUGUUAAUAAUAUCAACAUAAUGACAUAUCUUGAUAAAUUCUAAAAACGCGGAAUUAAAUACGUUAACAAAUUUUUUUAUGAAUAAGCACGAUUCACACGUCGAUAUUUUUAUAUUUAGCUUUAUCAUUAAAGUAAAAUGAUUCUCCGUGCUAGACUGCGUAUGUAUCAUAAUAUAAUAGUCAUAAGCAUAGACAUUAGAAUUUACAAAAUUGCGCAUUGAUCUUAAAUAAGAUAUAUCUUAAAUAAGAUAUAUUAGAUAAAUGCUUUUUGUACAUAAAUUCAUCAAUCUAAAAAUACAUGUGCUUCUUAUUUCUAUCA
This is a messenger RNA of Pogonomyrmex barbatus (red harvester ant), 2510 nucleotides long. RefSeq lists its product as uncharacterized. The record is from RefSeq and is a predicted model, not a curated record. NCBI's taxonomy places the organism in Eukaryota, Metazoa, Arthropoda, Insecta, Hymenoptera, Formicidae.